Messenger RNA from Cuscuta europaea, 8869 nucleotides. NCBI's taxonomy places the organism in Eukaryota, Viridiplantae, Streptophyta, Magnoliopsida, Solanales, Convolvulaceae. The record is from the annotation of a GenBank genome assembly.
GAAAAUAACCGUUGCCGCUGGACAAUCGGACCACCGCCUGAAUGCUAGCAGUACUUUGCACUAAACCCAUAAGCCACAACCCUAAACUGAAAUUCAGUAAGAAGACCAACGAUAUCUUACGGAAGAGGAUCUAGAAUGGGAGAAGAGGAAAAGGCGGUCGCAAGGGGGAAGUUGAUGGAAGGGAUAGCGUCCAUAGCACUCUUACCAAGUGGAUCCAUCUCCGGACACUUCAUUCAGCUUCCAGAGUCUGUCUGCUAUGGCCUUCAUGGCACUGAGUUGGCAUGUGAAAGGGAGUGCAGUAGAGGAGAAGAUUAUCGCUUGAUCAAACUUACAGUUACAGACUUCAAAACUAUGAGAGAAUGGGAUGUUAUAGUGGAAUGCAAAGGACAUGAUGCUGCUAGGCUAAAUAGUAUUGACCAUGCUCAUGGGUGGGAGAAUGAUGUAAUGAAUUUGCUUGAAGAGAAACAUCGGAAGGGAAAUAUUUUGGUUUCUUUUGAGUGUGAGACACUAAAAGCUGACAAAGAAGCAGAGGACCAUAUCAGCAAGUGCAUGCCCAAGUUAGUAGGGAUGGAGGCUGUUGUUAACAUUGGCAAGAUGACCAUCUCUGGCUUAGAGUUUGAAGAUGAAACUGAAUAAAAACAUGUACAAUGAAAUGAUGGGUUUGUACUUUGUAGGUUCCUUUCAAUUUGAGAGACUUGUAUUGGUUGCUAUCUUAUCACCAUUGUAUAUACUAUCUAUGCUGUAACGGAUAACGUCAUUUUAAAUCAUACUCCCUCUAUCCCACAAAUUUAGCUUUGCUUUUGGAUUUGCAGAUUCAACUUAAUGAUUGCCUUUUAAUUUAUCUGGAAAUUGUCAAUGUUGCCAAACAUGGGGUUUGAAGUAUUUUCAAGGAUAUGGACUAUGGAGGUGCCACAAUAGAUAGGGAGCACCUUGGGGGUGGAAGCAUGCCCACCUUAUUCACUUGGCCCCAAGUACUUGCUGUUGACUCUUACAGGUACGUCCCUCAUUCAAAAACACGGCCAGAAGAACGCUCGAAGAAAAGCAACCUACCAAACGGAGAGAGUCUGAGACCCAAGCAAAAAAUCUUCUUUUUCGUAAAAGUGUGUUAACUUUUUUAUUUUAAUACCAAUUUUUAUGUAAAUAUAUCAAAAUUCACAAUAUUUUAUUAGCUUUCAUAUGGCGCUGAUAAUGUAUACAUAAAAUUAAAAAUGGGGAUAUUUUGACUUUGCACCCCGCUUUUUGGGUGAUAUUAGACUUUGCACCUCAUUUUUAAAACUCUUAGACUUUGUACCCUGUUUCCCCUAAAAUGUCUUUGCCUUUGUACCCCAUUCAGGAGUUUUUCUUCAUAAAAUGUUGUAUAUAGGGUGCAAAGUCUAAAAGUAUUGAAAAUAGGGUGCAAAGUUUAAAAGUUUUGAAAAUAUGGUGCAAAGUCCAAUAUCACCCAAAAAAUAGGGUGCAAACUCAAAAUUCCCCUUAAAAAUAUAUUAAUAUGCAAUUUUAACUGCUACAUGUUUUCAGCCUCAACUUUUUUGAAAUAGAUUCAAGUGCUAAAAUUAAGAUUUCGCAGUUAAAAUAUUCUAUUUAUAUCUUUUUGUUAUAUUUUUCAAAAUUAGGUAUGAAUUAACAAACAAAAUUAAACUCCAAAUUUAUGUUUUUACAUCGAAAUGUCUAACUUUUUAACUCAUAAUUAUUUACAAAAAUAAAUUUGGGAAAAAUGUUGUAUAAUAAUAAAAAUAAGGUUUUAACAAAAAAAAUCAUGAGUUAAUAUAUUGACAGAGCUAGAUUGUAGGAAAAAUAGAAUUCAUCGAGUGUUUGCAAAAGAUUUAAAAAGUAUAUUUGAGCUUCUGGCUUAAAAAAGCUGAAAUGAGUAUUCUCAAUUGAUAAAUUCUACUCCAUCAGUCUCAUUUUGUAACAUAUGUUCCUUAUUCACAUGGUCAACACAAAUCACUAUUAAUCUCUUACUUUAUAUAUCAAAUUUGAUUCUGAUUUUUGCGACUUUGUAAAGCUUUUAAUGUAGUUUCUGAAUAUGUAAUUCUUUUUUUUUUUCUAAAAAUGACUUGAUUACGGGUAGAAGUACGUUUCCUUUAUCGUCGGUCAAAUAUCGUAAACCGUAAAGUGGCUUGCAAUUCGGGACGGAGGGAGUAUUUAAAUUAAGCACUUAAAAUUAAAAGGUGGAAGCAGAUUGAUAUGUGCUUUUCACUUUUUUUUGAGAGUAAGGUGCUUUUCACUUUUUGUAUUACACAAAACUCACUUAUCUUUCUUUUUGCCAUUUUCGGUCCCUCGACUAUUGUGUCAUUGACACUUUUGGUUUCCGACUUUUUAUUUUCCAAUUUUAGUUCUUGACUAUUAUUGUACUAGAGACACUUUUAGUCCUUGACUUUACAAUUUUCCACAUUUAAUCAUACGAGUAUUAUUAAAUUGACACUUAUAGUCGUACUAUGAUUUUGGCAUACUAAAUGGAAAACUAAAAAUGUCAUUAUUAUAAUAAUUGAAGGAUAAAAAGUGUCACUUUUAUUAGAGUUAGAGGACUAAAUAUAGAAAUUUUUGGAAACGGAUACUAGAAUUGUCUCUAUUGAGAUAUAUUACCCUGACCUACCACUCUACAUUAGCCCAGAACAUUAUUUGGUACGGAGCGCAAUCAGUGAGGUCCGUUUCGGCCCGUUUUUGGACUUCCGGCCCACCUUGGCCCAACAGGCCCAUCUUGGCCGCUUGGCCCAUUAGGGUGGAGCACCCCUUCCCUUUUCCUCUAUAAAUAGGAGGACUCCCCUCCUUGUUGAGGAGGCUCUUUCUUCCCCCUUCUUUCUAGCUAGUUUUAUACUCCAUUAAUAGGAGCUGGUACAAUGUAAGGAUAAGGAGAACAUUAAUAAAAUGAGCGGACUUGGACAUUAGCCUAAACAGUCCUGUGUUUUUCUCCCUUUUCCGGGUUUCCACGUAAAAACAAAGCGUUCAUACCAAAUUAUAUCUAUAUUUAUUAUAUCCUAUGUAGCACAGAUACCGGUACGCGGAAUCGCGGAAACGCGGACACGGGUACGGGGAUACGGCAAAACAAAAAAAAGUAGGAUACGGAUACGGGGCCAUAUUUUUAAAUAUUAAAAGUUAUGGGGGUGUAUUUACAAAUAUUAAAAGUUACAUGGGUGUAUUUAUAAAUAUUAAAAAUAGAUUUUUUUUUGGAAAUAUAUACAUAUAAUAUCCUAUGAAAUAUACAAAAAAUAUAAUUUUUUUGGAUAUAUAUAUAUCCUAUAUAUACAUAUAUACCCAUUCAUUACAUAUACAUCAUAAUAUUUCUCAUAUACACUAGUGCAUCUCGAAAUAUAAAUGUAGACAUGUAGUCGAUAAGUCAUUAGUUUAAAAUGAGAAAUAAGUCAAACAACUACAAUCUUGAAAUUAAAAGUGCAAGUACUAAAGUUCUAGAAUAAUUAAGAUAGAAAACAAUAUUUUAAAAGCUCUAACAUCUAAUACAUAUUUUCACUGGAAGUAUUAAUUUCCAGGAAUAAUAUUAUCUUCCAAAAAAACUGCCAAUGAUACGGGUAUCCGUCAAGAUACGAGUAUCGGAAACUUUCAAAAAAUUACAAAAAAAAUGGAAACUUUUAAAAAUUACAGAUACGACCCGGAAACGUACGAUACGGGUAUCAUAGAGUAUAGGAUACGGGAACGUAUCCUAUAAGCCGAUAAGCCGAUAGGCUACCCUAGAGAAGUAUCCUUGUUUCAUAGAUUAUAUCCUUUGGAUUAACCUUGAUGCCCCAGGCUUCGAUAAACCACCGCUGGAGGUUUUAAAGCGAACCUCACGAACCCAACUCCUCUAGAAAAUCUGCAGGGGCAGGAUACCACUCAGGGGAGAUGGCGGAGGAAGGAAAUCGUACCAAGACAGACCAGGCCUUGACAGCCCUCUCCUCCGCCGCAAUCGCUCGGCCACUUCGUCGGUCUCCGGUCUCAGCUUGCCUCUUUGCUACCGCUGCAGCAUCAUCGCCUGACGCAGCUCUCCCUCCAUCGCAGGUGAACCUUGAGCAUGGUGGAUUUCCGCCAUUAAUGGCGGUCUAGGGCUCAACUCGCAAGUCUAGCAAUAGCGUGAUGGGAUGAUCUCUUGCUGGAGCCGUACAGCAGUGUGGGGAGAAGGCCAAAUGAAGAGCGGCCAGUCCUUUGAGGAAUUUUGACUUAGUCAAAAUUGAUGGUGUCACUGCGCCUCGAUAAUGGCUGGCCGAACGUCCUUCUCAGAAAAGCUAAGUACCCAUACUCUAAAUUGGUACAUUUAAUUAUCGAUGCUAUGGUGUAGUAUUAUUACUAUGUUUAUUUGUCAUCACCAUUAUUUAGGGAUUAAAAUAUCCUGAACUAAAUAAUGAUCAAGCCAAGCUCUAGUGAUAGAUGGCCACCGUCAUUCUAAUUAAAUGAUUAUGUUGGUUGGCUUGUGGCCCCACCCCGACCGGCAUUAAUAAGUGAUCAGACCGUACCUGAAUGACAUCUGGUAGAAUAGUGUAGUUACUAUUACCUAUUAUGACAAUAUUUUUUAUUAGGGAUUAAAAUAUCACGAAAUUAAAUAAUGCCAAGCAAAGCUCCAGGGAUAUCUUAUUCCAUCAUUAUUUCAGUAUAAUGACUGUUCUAGUGGGCCCUUUGGCCAACUCUCGAUCGGCUUUAAUCGGCAAUAGGAGCGUCUCCGAGUGGCAUUGCCCCAAUGACAUGUUUCUUUUUAGGGUACACACGAUCCCGCACGGCACCAAGUGCUCGACCCACGAUCGUACCCCAAUACCAUUUACGCCGCUAGGCGUGAAGUGAUUGUUUGUCAGUCGCGGCCCAUAGGGCCCAAAGUACCGAGGCGCUUAACCUCCUGUUUAGGGGGGAAUGUGCCCAACGAAGGGUUGGGUUUGCAACUCAUAGAUCCAUGUGCCACUAUCAUAUAUGAAGACCGGCCUCCUCCCCGCUCCUCGCGGAUGAGGACCGUUGAUUGAUUCUUUCAGACCAUCCAUCGGUGCUGACAUCAUUUCGUGGCCACCGAUCCUUCGGUACGGUGCCAUUAUCAUAUUUGAAGACCGGCCUCGUCCCCGCUCCUCGUGAAUGAGGACCGUUGAUCGAUUCUUUAAGAUCGGCCCCCAGUGCCGACAUUAUCAUAUGGCCACCGACCCCUUGGUACGGUGCCAUUAUCAUAUAUGAAGACCGGCCUCAUCCCCGCUCCUCGCGGAUGAGGACCAUUGAUUGAUUCUUUCAGAUCGGCUCCUAAUGCUGACAUCAUUUCUUGGCCACCGACCCCCUGGUACGGUGCCAUCAUCAUAUUUGAACAUCGGCCUCGUCCCCGCUCCUCGCGGAUGAGGACCGUUGAUUGAUUCUUUCAAAUCGGCCCCCAGUGGUGACAUCAUUUCGCGGCCACUGACCCCUGGUACGGCGCCACUAUCAUAUUUGAAGAACGGCCUCGUCCCCGCUCCUCGCGGGUGAGGACCGUUGUUUGAUUCUUUCAGACCGGCCCUAGCGUCGACACCUUUAUAUAGCCACCGACCCCCUAGUACGGUGCCAUCAUCAUAUUCAAAGACCCCUAAAAAAACAAAAAAUAAACAAAAAAUAAACAAAAAAAAAGAAAAAAAGAAAGUAUAUAGAGAGCCACCGUCUUAUGCAGCACGAUCGGCCCCUCAGCGCCAUCGUGUCCAGUUCACGGUCGGCUCGUUCAUUCCUUCCAGGAUGGCGGCCACCGUCUUAUGCAGCACGAUCGGCCCCUCAGCGCCGACGUGUCUAGUUCACGGUCGACUCGUCCAUUCCUUCUAGGAUAGCGACCACCGUCUUAUGCAGCACGAUCGGCCCCUCAGUGCCAUCGUGUCCAGUUCGCGGUCGACUCGUCCAUUCCUUCUAGGAUGGCGACCACCAUCUUAUGCAGCAUGAAUGGCCCCUCAACGCCAUCGUGACCAGUUCACGGUCGACUCGUCCAUUCCUUCCAGGAUGGCGACCACCGUUUUAUGCAGCACGAUCGGCCCCUCAGCGCCAUCGUGUCCAGUUCACGGUCGGCUUGUCCAUUCCAUCCAGGAUGGCGACCACCGUCUUAUGCACCACGAUCGACCCCUCAGCGCCAUCGUGUCCAGUUCGCAGUCAGUUCGUCCAUUCCUUCCAGGAUGGUGACCACCGUCUUAUGCAGCACAAUCGGCCCCUCAGUGCCAUCGUGUCCAGUUCAUGGUCGGCUCGUCCAUUCCUUCCAGGAUGGCUACCACCGUCUUAUGCAGCACGAUCGGUCCCUCAGCGUCAUCGUGUCCAGUUCACGGUCGGCUCGUCCAUUCCUUCCAGGAUGGCGACCACUGUCUUAUGCAGCACGAUCGGCCCCUCAGCGCCAUCGUGUCUAGUUACGAUCGACUCGCCCAUACCUUCUUAGAUGGCGACCACCGUCUUAUGCAACACAAUCGGCCCCUCAGCGCCAUCGCGUCCCGAUCAUGGUUGGCUCCGCCCAUUCCUUCCAAGAUGGCGACCACCAUCUUAUGCAGCACGAUCGGCCCCUCGUCGCCAUCGUAUCUUGUUCAUGUUUGGGAUCACUAUUCCUUUCUAGGAUGGGACCCGUCACUGUAUAUCACGCCUGACACACCCUCUUUCAUACAUUACAUGCAUUCAUACAUUCAUGCAUCACAUCUCAUAUAUUUAUACACACACACAUGCACUGUGUUCGUCUUGCCCAUGUUUUUCGAGGCAGCUUGGUUCGGGCCUCUUAAGGUCCUCGGGUAGCAAAUCCAGGUUGUGGUCUUUUACUCCUGUCUGAUACAUUCAGGGGGAGAGGGUCCGGGGAAGAGCGUCCCAUGCCCAUUCCAGUCGGGAGGGGGAGCGCCUUACCGGCAGAUUAUGUUCAGAGGGGCAGACACCCACCCAUGGAGUGGGAUUGUUCGAAGACUCAGGUCCAAGGAAGACAAAGGAAGAGCGCGAGCAAGAAUAUACUUUCUCGAGCAGAUUCACAUGCUCACUACUCAAGAAAUUGAGGGACUUGUGUUGAGAUAUAUUACUCCGACCUACCACUGUACAUGAGUCCAGGAAAUUAUUUGGUACGGAGCCCAAUCAGUGAGGCUCGUUUCGGCCCAUUUUUGGCCAUCUGGCCCACCAUGGCCCAACAGGCCCAUCUUGGCCGCUUGGCCCAUUAGGGUGGAGCACCCGUCCCCCUUUCCUCUAUAAAUAUGAGGACUCCCCUCCUUGUUGAGGAGGCCCUUUCUUCCUCCCUUCUCUCUAGCUAGUUUUAUACUCCAUUAAUGGGAGCUUGUACAAUGUAAGGAUAAGGAGAGCAUUAAUAAAAUGAGCGGGCUUGGACAUUAACUUAAACAGUCCCGUGGUUUUCUCCCAUUCCGGGUUUCCACGUAAAAACAAAGCGUUCAUACCAAAUUGUAUCUAUAUUUAUUAUAUCGUGUUGGAUUAAACUCAACAGUCUCUAUCCCAAUAAUCGAGCACUAAAAGUGAAAACAAUCAAAGUUAAGUACCAAAAAUGUCAAUGACAUAAUAGUCGGAGGAUUAAGGAUGUUUUUACUUGGACUGUAAUUUGAUGGUCUGGUCUGAUCUGGUCUGGUCUGACUGGUCUGGUCUGGUUUCUUUGUAUUUUUAUAACUAUUCAAGUCUGGUCUGGUCUGGUCUAGGAUGAAUUACAGACCAAGUAAAAACAUCCUAAGUGGCAAAAACUCUUUUCAAACCCUACCCACUUCUACUUUUUCAAAAGCAUCUUUUCUCAAACACUAUAUAUAUAUAUAUAUAUAUAUAUAUAUAUAUAUAUAUAUAUAUAUAUAUAUAUAUAUAUAUAUAUAUAUAUAUAUUAAAUUUUACUUUUAAACGUUUUCUCUAAAAUCACUUUAAAAAAUCAGUUUUUUAAAAAUAAAACUCUCGAAAGACACUCCUAAGGGUGUGUGCACAUUGAGGUCUUCCCAACAACAAAUUUAGGGAGUGAUUGUAAAUGCUUUUGCUUUAAAAAAACACUUUUUAGAGUGAUUUUGGAAAAAGUGAUUAAUAUAUAGUAAAAGUUGACAGUUUUUGAGAAAAGUGAUUUUGAAAAAUAAAUGUUGAUAUUGUUUGGUAAAAUUUGUAUUUUUUGUGUAAUAUAAAAAGCAAAAAGUAUUUUUCAGCCAAAAGCCAAGAAACGCUUUUUUAAGUAGAAGUUGCUAGUUGUCACUUGAAAAAUACUAAUUUUAACUUUCUUAAACUAAAAGUCGAGAAGGCUUUUUUUAAUUAAGCUCUUGCAAAGAGACACUUAAUCAUUUAGUCUAUCAUUUAAUGAAGGGUGUUGACUGGCACAAUUACAAGACCAUUACCUGUAUGAUGUAGUCAUUUGACUGUUGUAUACUUGUAUGUUGGUAAAGAAACCGAGUCAGAUCCGAUCAAGACCAUUUAUUUACUUGGUUUAAUUUCAGCUGGUGAAUAUUUUUACGGCUAAAGGGUCAAAUAGGCCCCUGAACGUAUACGAAUUGCUCAAUUGGCACCCCAAACCCAAAAAAGCUCCGAUCCAACCCACCAACCAAAUUAAAAACUUCAAUCCCCCCAUCCAACCGGUUACCUCCCGGUUGUCCCCCUUUCAACCGGAAACUGGAAGGUCGGUGGUUAUCAGAGAGCUCCAAGCUACCAUUAAUGGCGGAAAUCAGAGAGCUCUCAACCGGUGGGGGUUCCCACGACAUCGGACCAGAUGGAUGAGUGGUCACUGGUUGGCCGCUGAUGAAGAACGGCGGUGUGGCGGCUGGAGGAGCCAACGACGAGCCACGAGCAUCGCUACGGCCGGCGGCGUUUCUCCGGAAAUGGAGCGGCGAGACCUGGGGUGCUUCAGAGAGCACCACUUGGUGCAGGUGGCCUUACCGGAGGGUUCACGGCGGUGCGAACGACGGCGGCGGCUCCGGUGACCCUUGGUGAUAACCUUUGGUGCGAAGUACUGUUCACAUGCGUAAGGGGG